AUGUUACUGCCAGAUACAGCUCCAGUCCCUCAUCAUACCUUACGAACUGAUUAUCGCACGGGGGAUCUGAAACUAGGCCACAUUGCUGUUCUCGCUGAUUUGAGAAGGUAUCUGCAGGUUCCAUUCGAUUGCCUCAUGAAAUGUGUUGGUGCCAUGCCCUCUCAGCAAGAUCUGCAGUGGAUAUGCCACAACUUGACAGAGUGCAAGAUUCUCACCGACAACGAGAGUGGCUUGCAAUGGACGGACUUUACCCCACCUGCCACAUCGAAAGGGUCUGAAGAGAAUGUGUUUAAGCCCCUCGGUCGCAUCAUCAUUGAAAUUUUGGUACAAGUCCCGAAUAGUGCAGUGUCCUUCCUAGCGAACCCAAAUGGAACACCCCUCUCGCAGUGCAACAAUACUUUCAGGCCUGAUGGAUACCUUGUACUUAGCAACAAAAAAACUGAGCCCAAGAUACAUUGGUUCAAUAUUGCUGUGCCAUUCGAGUUCAAGAAGGGAUGGGAUAUUUGUUACAGUUUAGCACUGCCAGAUCUCAUCCGAGAGGACAAACAGAAGAUAAUCUGGAGCCUUCACAGUAUCAUGCGCGAGGAUCUUCUUCGUCGGUUUGUGUUCAGUAUCACAAUCGAGGACAUGCAAUUGAGACUGUGGCUCAGCAAUCAUGCAUUCCUUGCAGUUACAGAACCUAUCGACAUCUUCAAGCUCGGAUGGGACCCUACUGUCAAGUGGAUCUGUGAUGGGAAGGAUUUCCAAUACAAGUUCACUAUCGGGGACGAAGUGUUCACCACAACACGUGAACUUGCAACCUAUGGUGCAGACUCUAUGGUUGGGCGUGGAACUCGUGUGUACGAAGCCACAGACGCCAAGGGAAAGAAGGUUGCCAUCAAAGAUUCAUGGAGAGAAGAGUUGGCGGAUGCCGAGAGGCACUUCAUUGGAGUCUGGCUCUGGAAGGAUGUUAUAAUCAACGAUACCCGAGACAAGACGCUGGACCCGAUGGUUUCAGGAGAGCAUAAUCGUACCUGGGAGUGGGUGUCCAUCAAUUCCAAUCCCAUCCUCUCCAUGAGACCACAUUUACCUAGCACAGGCGACGUACCCGACUCUGGUUGGCUGUCUCCCCUUCUUCCCACACGAUUGGGCAGUAUUGCACGAAAUGACACUGGCAUCCCACGCAGAGUCCAUACUUGCACUGUGUUCCAUGAUGUCAGAGUUGCUGUCAAUGAUGUCACCUCUUUGGCCGACAUUCUGAGUUGCUUGUUAGGCGCGCUCAAGGCCUUGCAAUAUAUGCACAAAGCAGGCUGGGUUCAUCGCGAUUUCAGCAUCGGGAACACAAUUUGGGUUGGGGGUAUCGGGAAAUUGGGUGACUUCGAGUACGCGAAAAAGAUAGAUUCAAAUACUUCUCAUGAUGUUCGAAUGGGAACAAUGCAUUUCAUGGCGCUGGAAGUAGAAAGCCAGAAAUACCUUUUCUGCUCAGAUCCCGACUCCCUCCCAUUCAAUACAGACCUCCCGUCCGACAUUCCAUUUCACAUGAAUUUCCUGCACGACAUCGAAUCCAUAUGGUGGGUUUUUACCUGGAUCUUCUUUUAUCACAUGGACACAGAAUCAGCGAACACCGGCCAUUCCUUUGAUACUCAGUGGGAACAAUUCCAGUUGGCCUUCCCUGGUGCGGUCGGCUGUGCAUCACGCUGGCACUUCUUUAACAACUUAAGAAAACUCCAUAAGAGCUGCCAAACUGUCCUUUCAAAGACGUGCUUUGAUGUUUGCCAUCAUAUCCCUCAUUUCGCAAAAGCUCUCCAAGAUGGCUAUCGAAAGGUGGAGGCAAAUUAUCCCGAGCUAGCGCUUGACGACACUCUUCUGGAAGAUAUGCACGGAAGAGCUGCAGAAUUUCUCCGCGAUGCACGAGAACGUGCUGGAGUUAUACAACUUUGUCUGCUCCCCAACUUCCAGAAGCAGAAGAGGCCCAGGCCAGGAGAUGAGACAUUGCCUCCGCCAGGGAAGAAGCCGCAACAUGAUUGA
Suillus paluster is the source of this 2007-nucleotide messenger RNA. RefSeq lists its product as uncharacterized. The record is from RefSeq and is a predicted model, not a curated record. Lineage: Eukaryota; Fungi; Basidiomycota; Agaricomycetes; Boletales; Suillaceae. Gene Ontology annotation, molecular function: protein kinase activity; ATP binding. Gene Ontology annotation, biological process: protein phosphorylation. The transcript is spliced from 7 exons. Bases 1 to 2007 code for a protein of 668 amino acids.